AUGCCUGUCCCAGUAUAUGCACCAUUACCGCCUAAUCAGUACAACUGGCACAACAGACAAUUGGCAGAAUGGCCAACGGCUAGACCUGAGAGUCUCCCAAUACUACAAAAGAAAAAGCGGGUAAGAACCGCCUUUACGACGGAACAACUGAUGCAGCUUGAAAGAGAGUAUAAAAGUAACUGUUUCUUGAUCAGACAUCGACGCAUACAGCUUUCACAGGCGCUGGGUCUCAAUGAACGUACCAUUAAAAUAUGGUUUCAAAAUAGGCGUAUGAAGGAAAAAAAGGAAAAAAUGGUAAUUUCUGAAGAUAGACCAUUACAACAACCGAUACUUCACCUCUCGAGUACAUAUCAAAAUUAUCCAGCAGCAGCUGUACCGACCGAACAAACUGCCGUAUUUGAACCACAUCAGCAUUCUCCGUAUAUGCGUAUGGAGAAUACAUUUAUUCCUGGCGGAGCAAUAUUACCCGAAAGCUAUAUUAUUCAGAAACAACAUCAACAGCCCGGAGUGCAGGUUUCUUUGAUGCCACCAGUUCCUCAUCCUAUGGAUUCUAAAGAAAAUGUUUCCUUAGAAUUUUGGCCAGAUGAAAAUGAUCGAAACUUGAAACUCACUGAACAGCAAUAUUCGAGUAUCCAAUAUAGACACCCGGGUGCAGCGAAUAUACCGAUGCAAUUCUCAGAAACCUUUGUAUCGAAACAACAGCAUUAUCUACCAAAGACGAAUGGGAUUACUCAACAUUUUGUUCACCCAGUGAAUUGUGAAGAAUCUCUUUAUUCGCAAAAUAAUAUUCAAAACUUGCAGCCCAGUGAACAGCAACACUCGAGUGUACAGUACAGGUAUCCAGCUACCGCAACAGAUGUACAGGUGCAACCCCCACAAAAUUUGCUAUCAGAACCAUCCCACGUGAACGUUCAGAGAAAUACUGAACUUGAUCUUUCUUCAUUGAAUUCGGUAAAAACGGUCCCUUUAAAAGAUUUUGAAGAUUUCUGCCAAAAAGCGAUGCUUGAUGAAUUGAAGAAGUCGGGAUCAGAAAAUUUCGAAUCAAAACAGUGUGACUGUUCCAAAUGUAUGUAUGAUGACGAUCUGGCCAUUGCUUCUUUAGACCAUUUCGAGAAACCACCUCAUCAGCCAGAAAUACCAAAUUCUCCAGAAGUGCUUUCACCGGAUGCUUCCAGUGAUACUGACAACUUCCUACCAAAACUAACCGAAGAUGAAUUAUUGUUAACCGACUGGCACCGCAUUAUUAAAAAUAUUAAAUAA
Messenger RNA from Spodoptera littoralis (African cotton leafworm), 1260 nucleotides. The record is from the annotation of a GenBank genome assembly. NCBI's taxonomy places the organism in Eukaryota, Metazoa, Arthropoda, Insecta, Lepidoptera, Noctuidae.